GUUUCCCUUUCCUAGCAGAAGCAAGACUAAAACUCUUGUGGUUAGCUCCACCUGAGCAGCUACAUCAUGCUAUACUCGGAAGGCAGAAGAAGAAAAACAGUGAUUCCUCACUGGAAGCAGCAAUCUGAAGUCUAGAAAUUCAGUGCUCUGUUGUCACGCGAGCCUGCUCUCCAAGUUGUGGAGGAGUCUUCUGUCUUGGCAAGGAGCCCAUUUACAAGGGUAAACCUCAUGCUGGGGCUGAUCCAGUGCCUGCUGAAGACAGGAGGAACAUUUCCACUGGUGUCUGGGAGCCUUGAAUGAGACUUUUCCUUUCCACAUGAAAUAUGUUUGUGAGGCUUUAAAUGUGACAGUCUAUCCAGGACCAACAGUGCAAUACUCCGAAGGAGAUAAUGCUACCCUUUACUGCCACAUUUCUCAAAAGAGAAAGACAGACAAUUUGCUGGCUGUGCGGUGGGUCUUCGCUGCAUCACCUACCCAGGAGUAUCUGAUGAUCAAAAUGACAAAGUUUGGGUCUGUCCAGUAUUAUGGAAAUUAUACUCAUCAUUUCCACAAGCAAAGACUUCAUCUUCUUAAAGAGAAACAUGGAACUAUGUACAAAUUUCUUAUUCUAAGCCUCCAGCAAACAGAUCAAGGACAUUAUAUAUGCAAAGUCCAGGAAAUUGGCAAACACAGGAAUAAGUGGACAGCGUGGUCAAAUGGCACAGCAGCUACUGAAAUAAGAGUGAUUUCACCAAGAUCUUCUGAUGAUCCCACUUUCAAGAAAAACCAUGAAUCUUGGAAGUUUUUUGAAGAUCUGUAUGUGUAUGCAGUGUUUGUGUGUUCAAUAGGAAUCAUCAACGUCCUCCUUUUUACACUGGUCAUUCUUUGUCAGUCACUUCUGAACAAGAGGAGAUCCACAGUGAAGCACUACCUGGUGAAAUGCCCCCAGAACAGCUCCGGGGAGACAGUUACCAGUGUGACAAGCAUGUCCCCUCUACAGCCCAAGAAGGUAAAGAAAAAGAAAGAGAAAGAGAAACUGGAGCAGCCACCAGCCAUCCCUGCAAAAGCUCCAAUAGUCAAUAAUAUUCCUAAGCCCAAGCUCUUGAAACCUCAAAGAAAAUUGACCCUGCCAAAAAUCGCAGAGGAGAAUUUAACAUACGCUGAACUUGAACUUAUGAAGCCGAUUCAGGAAGCCAAAGGCAUUCCCAGUACGACAGUCUAUGCACAGAUACUCUUUGAGGAGAACAAGCUGUAAUAGUUCAUGCCUAUAUAAAUGUCCUUUGUCUGUGUUCUAUUUAAUUCUUGCUGUGCUGUUUAUUUAUAAAAACCAUACAAAUGUCCUUAUUUUUUUUAUUUCCAUUCAUGCACUUCUAUUUCUCUAUGAUACUUUUAAUGAAAUGUACUUGAAAGUAAUCAUAGGAAAAGCAGCUUGUCUAAAAGUGACAUCCCAGAGACACCUUUUGUAGUGUUCAUCCCCUCUCCUUUAAAUGAACUGAAGUUCCACCUGGGGCAUUUUCAGUACUGAACAUUAUUCCUUCUUUGAUGCCAAUAUGACUCCAGUUGCAAACAUCAACAUCUUAGCAAGCCUCCGAAGGACUAGUGACAGGAGCCAUGCAUAUCAGCCUGCUUCUGAAAAUAAAGACUACUGAUCAGAAAAUUUGUCAAUUUAAUGCUCUUUAUCCCAUCAGAAAAAUAUUAGCUCAGUAAAGCUGAGACUUUUUUCUACAGCUAAGGAAGAGGAAAAGCUAAAAUUACUUCUGCUUUUUUUCCCCUCUAGAAAUAGUUAUAAAAACAUAUGGUUUCUGUAUUUUCAAAUUUACUUUCUAAAUGAGAUUGCCUUAAAACAACUUGUUAUUUUUAGUCAAGUUCUCCUUAAGUGCUUGAAAUCAACCAUUUCAAAAUAAUCCAGAGGAAACAUUUAUAGUUAAACUCCAAUGUUUUAAGGAAGAAUAUUUAUAGCUUAGGAACAUUUUCCAGGAUUUAAUCUUUUAGUAAUUCUGAUUGGGAACAGGAAAAACUUGAUAGUGAGUAAAAGACUUUGACAGAACCAGGACACUGGUUUUGGCCUUGAUUUAGAUUGGUGCUUCCAAACCUGCAGAAGUUUCCUCCUGUGGCAUACAUUACUGAGCUACUGAUCUAGAGGAAAAAUUACACAGCUUCUGCUUUGGUAUAGAGCAGAGUCUGUUAAUGCCCUACUCUGGUGUUAUUUCUCUGGAAAGACCAGGGCUCAGGAGAUAGGGAAAUGAGCCUAAUGUGAGAGCACAAAAUGUUUUUCCUCUUUCUUCACCCCUUGGUAAGUGAGAGAGGAUUCUUCCUUUUCCUGUGAUAGACAUUCAUGGAAAGCAGGCUAUUCUGUGGCAGCCUGGGCAUUUCAGUCAUGAAGGAUAGCUGGACCGAUGUUUUCAAGCUUCUAAAUUUCCAAUGCCCAGAUUCCACCACAGAUCAGGGAGAGUUGGGUACUCAACAUCUUUCAGCCCUUAGGAAGCUUUAGCCCUUGACUAACUGCACAGUUAAUGGAGAUGCAAAAGCAUGGGCUCUUUAGCUCACCAUCAGAGCAUGCGGAUCUGAUACUUGGAAUGUGCCAGCUCUUCUCCAGGUCUGGGAGGUCACUCAUUCAGCAGUAUUUAGUGUGGAUUUUGGAGUAGCACUUGUAGCCCUUGGGUUUUGAAAUCCUAACCAAGGUGAUCCAAGUUGCUUCCUCCUUCACAGGUCAGGCCUUUUUAGUGAUACAGCCACUUCCAACCAGGGCUUAGAGGACAGCUGGGAACCAUUGUGGGAAUACACAUACCCUUAUUCCUGUUACUCUGUGGGAGCGCAGGAGAGGAAGGCAGUGGUGACAUUGCAGGGAUGGGGACACAUGACAAAGGGAGAGAGCACAUCACUGCCUUUUGGAGGGUUUGACCAGAAUAAGAGAGUCUGUAUAAACUGGUUUUUAACUUUUUUAAAAAGGGAUAGAGAUUAGGCAGCAUACAGAAUCUGUUACUGUAUAGUCAGGAUGUGUAAAUGUAAAACACAGUCACCUGCUUCCAUGUUGGUUAAAAUUCUCUUGUAUGAAAAAAAAAAUUAAGAAAAGCUUAUCAGGCUGGCCAUUACGUAUGGUACUAAUUCCAACUCUAGUCCCUCAUCCAAACAGUUCUUUCCAAACUAAGGCCAGCUUUUAUCAAUAGGUUUUGCUAGUAAUUGUUUGCAUUUUUAAUGUUUGUAUUUGCAAGCUGGCAAGGAAAUGUUUGUUUCAUCUUUUCAUUAUCCCAGGAGUUUAAUCACCCACCAAAAAGGAAUGGUAUCUUUCCUUGUUUUCUGAACGGUUGAUGGACUUUCAAUAACAACAGCAAUCAACUCACUGACCAAAAAGAAAUUGGUGCUAAAGAGUGCUCAAACAUUCAGGGAUCAGUUUUGGAACAGCCAGAGUCUGACUGACAAUUCAGAGAGGACAUCUUGUAUUGCAGUCAGCUGUAAGGAAGUAUAGAACUUAUUAGUAAUUCCUUUGAAAUUAAAAAUAAAACCCUAACAUUAAUCAGUCAACCACUUAGUAGUUAAAACAUUCUAAAGUUUGGUAUAUAAACAUUCCUUUUACAUACAAUUGGACAUUGUGCCCAGUGUUCAGAAAAAUCCUCUACUGUAUGUCUAUGCCCAAUAUUUUAAUGAAUACCAUUCUUUGUGUAUUAAUAUUCUAUAUAGUCUUGUUUAUGUUUGAUAUCUAAUUCCCAAAAAAUAAUAGUUUAUUGAGCUAAAUAAAUUACCUUUUUUUUGGUAAGAUAAGUU
Molecule: messenger RNA, 3741 nt
Organism: Athene cunicularia (burrowing owl)
Lineage: Eukaryota; Metazoa; Chordata; Aves; Strigiformes; Strigidae
Gene: VSTM4
Product: V-set and transmembrane domain containing 4
Exons: 8
Coding region: 317-1234 (305 amino acids)
Source: RefSeq, a predicted model, not a curated record